Arabis nemorensis is the source of this 3009-nucleotide messenger RNA. NCBI's taxonomy places the organism in Eukaryota, Viridiplantae, Streptophyta, Magnoliopsida, Brassicales, Brassicaceae. The record is from the annotation of a GenBank genome assembly.
AUGGCUUCCAAAUUCGGUUUGGCCGGUGGAAUACCGGAGCGACGUGUCCGGCCAAUCUGGGAUGCUAUCGAUUCUCGUCAGUUCAAGAAUGCUCUCAAGCUCGUCACUUCGCUUCUCUCUAAGUAUCCUAAAUCACCUUAUGCUUUGGCGCUUAAAGCUCUGAUUCAUGAGAGAAUGGGGAAAACUGAUGAGGCAUUAGCAGUUUGCUUGGAUGCUAAAGAGCUUUUGUAUAAAGAUGAUUCAUCGUUGAUGGAUGAUCUCACUCUCAGUACUUUGCAGAUUGUGUUGCAGAGACUUGAUCACUUGGACUUGGCCACUAGUUGUUAUGCUCAUGCUUGUGGCAAAUUUCCUAAUAAUUUGGAGCUUAUGAUGGGGCUCUUCAAUUGCUAUGUUCGUGAAUAUUCUUUUGUGAAGCAGCAACAGACAGCCAUCAAAAUGUACAAACUUGCCGGAGAAGAAAGGUUCUUACUGUGGGCAGUUUGUAGCAUCCAAUUACAGGUUUUAUGCGAUAAGAGUGGAGAGAAACUGUUGCUUCUAGCUGAGGGUUUACUUAAGAAGCACAUUGCCGCUCAUAGUAUGCAUGAGCCAGAAGCUCUCAUGGUGUAUAUCUCUUUGCUGGAACAACAAUCCAAAUACAAUGAUGGUUUAGAAGUGCUUUCUGGAAAUUUGGGAUCUCUUUUGAUGAUUGAGGUCGAGAAACUACGGAUACAGGGGAGACUCCUUGCUAGGGCAAAUGACUAUUCUGCUGCUGUUGAUGUCUAUAAAAAAAUCUUAGAAGUGAGUCCAGAUGAUUGGGAGUGUUUCCUACACUAUCUCGGCUGUCUGCUUGAAGAUGACAGCAUCUGGAAGUACUUUGACAAUAGUGAUCAAAUUCAUCCAACAAAACACACAGAAUGCAAGUUUUCUCACCUUACAGAAGAAAUGUUUGAUUCUCGUAUAUCAAGUGCUUCAGAUUUGGUGCAGAAAUUGCAGAGAGACACUGAGAAUACUAACUUAAGGGGUCCGCACUUGGCAGAAAUUGAAAUUGAGAAGAGAAAGUUGUUGUUUGGAAAGAAGAACGAAAGCACGCUACUAGAAUCAUUACUGCAAUAUUUUAUCAAAUUUGGUCAUUUAGCUUGCUAUGCCUCCGACGUUGAAGCAUGCCUACAAGUAUUAUCUCCAAAUAAAAAGGCUGAAUUUGUUGAAAUGUUAGUGAAAAGUUCUGACUCCGUUUCUGCAUCAGCAACCAAAGUGCUUGGUCAAACAACAACAAUACUCAAAGUUCAAGAACUGACGGGAUUCAUUUUUGAGCUCCCUCUCGGCGAGAUUGAAGCCUCUGCUGUCAAACUCGCAAAAUUGUACUGUCAAAAUCUUCCUCUUUCUAAGGAUUUGGAUCCUCAAGAGAGCAUGUUUGGGGAAGAACUUCUAUCUUUGAUUAGCAACAUGUUGGUCCAGUUAUUCUGGCGUACUCGAGAUUUUGGCUACCUUGCUGAGGCUAUCAUGGUUCUUGAGUUGGGCUUGACCAUCAGAGGACAUGUCUGGCAGUACAAGAUCUUGCUGUUGCACAUAUAUUCAUAUAUUGGUGCUCUUCCGCUUGCAUUUGAACGGUAUAAAGCUCUUGAUGUGAAGAACAUCUUGACAGAAACGGUUUCACACCAUAUUCUACGUCAAAUGUUGGAAUCUCCCAUGUGGGUGGACUUAAGUAAUCUUCUAAAAGACUAUCUCAAGUUUAUGGAUGAUCAUUUGAGAGAGUCCGCAGACCUUACAUUUCUUGCUUACCGCCAUAGAAAUUACUCAAAAGUUAUCGAAUUUGUCCUAUUCAAACAAAGAUUGCAGCACUCAAACCAGUACCAAGCUGCGAGGGUUGAAGCGUCUGUCUUGCAAUUGAAACAGAAUGCAGACAGCAUCGAGGAAGAAGAACGCAUUCUUGAAAACCUGAAAUCUGGAGUUGAACUUGUGGAGCUCUCGAAUGAAGUUGGAUCCAAGACACUGAGGUUCAAUGAAGAUAUGCUAACACGACCAUGGUGGACACCUUGUCCUGAGAAAAACUAUCUACUAGGUCCGUUUGAAGAAAUUUCUUACUGUCGCAAAGAGAAUGUGAAUAAAGAUCGUGAAGUAAACAUGAAACGAGCCAUCCAGAGGAAAUCCCUUCUACCUCGGAUAAUGUAUCUCUCUAUUCAGUGCUCGUCAACGGCAUUAAAGGAAAGUGUUGAAGCCAAUGGGUCUGGAGGUGACCUCAAAAUCUACGGAGAACUUAAGGUAUUACUGGAGGAAUACACAAAAAAGUUGGGAUGUUCUCUCAGUGACGCUGUAGAAAUGAUCACAGACAUCUCACAGGGUGCAAGGACUUCCGAGAGCCUCGGUUCAGAUUUGGUGGACUGGUUGACUUUUGCGGUGUUUUGGAAUGCUUGGAGCCUGAGUUCCCACGAGCAUUGGCAUGUGUUGAACUUGCUAUUUGAGAGGCUUAUUAUGGACAGAAUCAGAUCAAUGGGAUCUUCAGACAUGAAUUCUUGCUAUUCUGAUAUCCAGGUCUUGGUUCAGAUCAUCACUGAACCGUUGGCAUGGCACAGUCUUAUAAUUCAGGCCUGCACCCGCUCAUCUCUCCCAUCUGGGAAAAAGAAGAAGAAACCUCAACAUUCAGAUCAAUUAUCUUCCUCCCCGAUGUCUCAAGCGAUCAAAGAGUCUAUACAGUGCUUAUGGAGCACAGUACAAGAAGUUUCUAACUGGCUUCUAAGUCAAAUGAACAACCCAGAAGAUGAUCAAGUGGAAAGAUUUCUGUCAACUCUGAAGAGAAAUGAAGACACAGGAGGACCGGGACAGGUUCUUGGGGUUUUAGAGAGUUUCAUCGCAUCCAGCGAAGAAUCAGAGGUUGGGAAUCGCAUUUUCGAAGCACUGAAAUCAUGGAGCACAGCAGAUUCAGCACGUAAAACAGUCGUGGCGCAACAGAGACUCCUCCGUGAGUUUCACCAGAUCUGUGAAUCUAAGAGCAAGCUACUGGAAACGCUCAAGCAACAGUUGUCCCAUGUUUGA